Molecule: messenger RNA, 1472 nt
Organism: Cryptococcus deneoformans JEC21
Lineage: Eukaryota; Fungi; Basidiomycota; Tremellomycetes; Tremellales; Cryptococcaceae
Exons: 15
Coding region: 263-1393 (376 amino acids)
Source: RefSeq, a predicted model, not a curated record
GACCAGCAUCCCAGUACAAACAACUUCUCCGGCCAUUCCUGACGUAAGCAGCUACAUACAUAGUAGUAGCUCGACACAAGCCCUCGACGGACAUCGAAUCUCCCGCUCCGAACGCGAUGGAGGAACAUGUGGAGGUCGUCGACGUCAGAAAGCUCAUGACUCGCUGCGUACUACUGUUUUUUUCCGUUUUCCUCGCAUCAUCGCAUCGUCAGCAUCGCAACUGAACAGCUCACUGCUUCCUACACCUACAAAGUUUAUCACCAUGGCAUCGGAUACUAAGAUGCAGUAUGUACGGCUGGGAAACAGCGGCCUCAAAGUGUCCAAAAUCAUCCUCGGCUGCAUGUCCUAUGGAGAUCCUGAGUGGUCUGAGUGGGUUCUCAAGGAAAAGGAAGCCAUUGAGCAUAUUAAAUAUGCGUAUGAACAGGGUAUUAAUACCUUUGACACUGCGGAUAUGUACUCCUGCGGUGCAUCGGAAGAAAUCCUGGGAAAAGCUAUCAAGGAGAUAGGCUGUCCUCGUGAAAGUGUGGUGAUUCUAACCAAAGUUUAUAUGCCUAUCAACCAUAAUAGCCACAAGCGGCCCCCCAACAUGCCCGACCUCGACAAGUCUGGUUAUGUCAAUCAAUAUGGAUUGAGCCGAAAGCAUAUCUUUGACUCUGUUCAAGCGUCCCUCAAGAGACUUGACCUAGAAUACAUUGAUGUCUUCCAAUGUCAUCGCUUUGAUUACAACACGCCCAUCGAAGAGACUAUGCAAGCAUUGCAUGAUGUCGUUCAAAGGGGUUGGGUAAGGUACAUCGGCAUGUCUAGUUGUUGGGCCUAUCAAUUCCAUGCCAUGCAGAACUAUGCCAUCAAUAACCGACUUACUCCGUUCAUCUCGAUGCAAAACUUCUACAAUGCAUGUUAUCGCGAAGAAGAGCGCGAAAUGAUUCCUACCUUGAAGAUGUUUGGCGUAGGCUGCAUCCCAUGGUCCCCUUUGGGUCGGGGUUUCCUUACUCGUCCUUGGAAAGAUGCGUCUUCCACUCGAGCAAGUUCUGACGACUAUUUCAAGACUGUCGGUUUUGCUAGCCCCGAGGAGUCGAAAAAGCGUGUCAAUGAGGGCGUUCAGAAAGUCGCGGAUAAUCGCGGAAUAAGUAUGGCUCAGGUCGCUCUGGCAUGGAAUUUGAGUAGGGAUUUUAUUACCGCGCCUAUUGUCGGCACGACCAGUCUUGACAAGCUGAAGGACCUCCUUGAUGCUAUCAACAUCAACUUGACUGAUGAGGAGAAGAAAUUGAUCGAGGGUCCCUAUGUACCUCAGCUGGUCAUACCUAAGUAUGUAAAUGAAUGUAGACAGGUAAACCUUUUGACAGUCUGUCAUUUGCCAUCCCAUGAUGCAGCAGAAUCCCUCCGAGGGCUUUGAUUCAGCCAUGAUUAAGUUCCUACAAUGCUGCCUAUUCAUCUGUCUCAUCGUUCAGAUAUGAAACAAACUCUCUACCGAA